This is a messenger RNA of Cariama cristata (Red-legged seriema), 967 nucleotides long. RefSeq names its product elongator complex protein 3-like. The transcript has 8 exons. Gene Ontology annotation, cellular component: elongator holoenzyme complex; cytoplasm; nucleus. Gene Ontology annotation, biological process: tRNA wobble base 5-methoxycarbonylmethyl-2-thiouridinylation. Lineage: Eukaryota; Metazoa; Chordata; Aves; Cariamiformes; Cariamidae. The record is from RefSeq and is a predicted model, not a curated record. The annotation marks the transcript as partial.
AGGUCACACCGUGAAGGCUGUGUGCGAGUCUUUUCACUUAGCCAAGGAUGCCGGGUUUAAAGUGGUGGCGCACAUGAUGCCUGAUCUACCUAACAUGGGCCUCGAAAGGGACAUGGACCAGUUUGUUGAGUUUUUUGAGAAUCCUGCUUUUCGCCCAGAUGGCAUGAAGCUCUAUCCGACACUGGUGAUCCGUGGCACUGGUCUGUACGAGCUCUGGAAGACUGGAAGAUAUAAGAGCUACCCACCCAGCACUCUUGUGGAUCUGGUGGCCAGAAUCUUGGCCCUUGUCCCACCAUGGACGCGUGUGUACCGUGUUCAGAGAGAUAUCCCAAUGCCACUAGUCAGCUCUGGAGUGGAGCACGGGAAUCUGAGAGAGCUUGCCUUGGCCAGGAUGAAAGAUCUUGGGACACAGUGUCGUGAUGUCAGGACAAGAGAGGUUGGAAUUCAAGAAAUUCACCAUAAAGUGAGACCAUAUCAGAUUGAAUUAGUUAGAAGAGAUUAUGUGGCUAAUGGUGGCUGGGAGACGUUCCUGUCCUAUGAAGAUCCAGAGCAGGAUAUUCUCGUUGGCCUUCUACGACUGCGCAAGUGUUCAGAGGAGUCAUUCAGACCUGAGCUGAAAGGAGGUGUUUCCAUUGUCCGGGAAUUGCAUGUGUAUGGUAGCGUGGUCCCCGUGAGCAGUCGGGAUCCUUCAAAAUUUCAGCACCAGGGAUUUGGUAUGUUACUAAUGGAGGAGGCAGAAAGAAUAGCCAAGGAGGAGCAUGGGUCAUGGAAAAUUGCUGUAAUUUCAGGUCCUGCCAACUUGAAGAGCGAGGACUUGCUCCGAAGCAAGCUCUGGACGCUCGCCCGAGUGGUUGCCGAGUGCCACUCUGUUGAAAAUGCAGAUGUUUAUGGUUUGUCCCGUGGCAGCAGCGGCUUCCAAGCCUCCUGCCCGGCUCUGUGCCAUCACUGUUUUACCAGUGGAAGUACU